Molecule: messenger RNA, 1553 nt
Organism: Lotus japonicus
Lineage: Eukaryota; Viridiplantae; Streptophyta; Magnoliopsida; Fabales; Fabaceae
Exons: 2
Coding region: 39-656 (205 amino acids)
Source: RefSeq, a predicted model, not a curated record
GGAAGAAGCGUGUGAAGAAGUCUGAUACAAGCCAUUUCAUGUGUAACUUUCCAGCCUUUCUCCAUCCAUAUAUUGGCACAAUUACAGAUGUUGAGGAUGAUGGUAACUGUGGCUAUAGAUCCAUUGCUGCAUUAAUAGGGCAUUCCGCCGGUCAGGACGGUUGGCCUUGGGUUAGGGCUACAUUGAUACAAGAACUUGAGACCAAUGUGGUAAUGUAUAAUAGGAUGUGGGGCACAGAUGUUGUUUAUGGCUUACAUAAUCGUCUCACUCUUCCUAUUGGUGACCCGGCCACCCCUGACAAAUGGUUUCAACUGCCAGAGAUGGGAUACCUUGUUGCCACAAAGUACCAAUUGGUUCUCGUAUCCUUAUCCUCUAUGGGUUGUAACACAUACUUUCCACUGAUAGGAGCCGGCCCACGAGAUGAGCAUUCUGUUAUAGCUAUUGGACAUGUGAUAAAUCACUGGGUACAGCUCCAAUUAACUCCUGGACAUCCUAUGCCGACUAUUGCUCCCCAGUGGGAAUGGCACAGUGAUCUUGCCUCCAAAUACUGGCGCAACCUAUAUGGUCCACGUUUAGGCAUGUAUGAUGCACAAUUCCAAGCUUGGCUUGGUGCUUUUAGUGGUCAUGCGGACUAUGUGGACAUCACCACAGAUUGAAUGUUCUUGUAUUGUGUAAUAUUAAUUUGUAAACUCUCUGUAAUUUGGUAGAAUGUGGCCCUUAUCACAGGUUGUUGUUAAUGAUGAAAAUCUAGACAUCAUCGUAGAUUGGCAGGUUCAUGCGUGUACUUUUGGUAAUGUUAAUUUGAUGCACUUUUGGUAAUGUUAAUUUGAUGCACUUUUGGUAAUGUUAAUUUGAUGUACUUUUGGUAAUGUUAAUUUGAUGUACUCUUGUCAUUUUCAUUUUCAUUACCCUCCACCACCAACCCUGACAUUACUCUCAACCACCAGCCCCAACCACUCUUCUACCAUCCACCAGUACACCUUAAAUGUUUUGACCGCACGCCUGAGCUAUAAAUAUCUGUUGUGUCUUGCCUCUUCUUCUUACUCUUCAUUCCUCAUCUUCCUGUCUAUUGUGUCUUGCCUCUUCUUAUUACUCCUCUUUCUACACGAUGGAACAAGACCCAAAUCCAUUCCUCCGCCAUUGCAAAGGUCAAAGCAACAACUCUGGCAGCUCUCGUCCUCUCAUUCCUGGCCCGGCUGGCGCCAUCCAGGCUUCCAUGUAUGCCCGUAGAUCCACCCCUAACACACCACUCAUUCCGACCCAGGAAAUCGUGAGGCGUGUGCUAGAUCAUGGAUCAACCGAAACCGAUCCUGAUUUCAACUCACAUGCUUGGCUAUCAGCCCUGCAAGAGUGGGGAAUAGCCACUCCGCUGGGCUCUCUGACAGCGAACGUUGAGAGGGUGGAGAAUGUUGUUGCUGUUAUCAAAUCUUGCACUCCCAAUGGGUUUGGAGAUGCGAAAGUUACCCUCAAGGUAUGUCUUGUCCUUGCUUUUGUAAGGCCUUGCUUUUGGUCCCCCUUGACUAACCGUUCUAAUUUACUUCUCAAACGAUUUC